Messenger RNA from Corticium candelabrum, 868 nucleotides. RefSeq lists its product as uncharacterized. The transcript has 7 exons. Lineage: Eukaryota; Metazoa; Porifera; Homoscleromorpha; Homosclerophorida; Plakinidae. The record is from RefSeq and is a predicted model, not a curated record. The coding region runs from base 1 to 654 and encodes 217 amino acids.
AUGUUUCCGCUUUCUCUCUUGUUGUGUCUCUGUGCUGCGAAAGCGGUAGUGGAAGGUUCAGCAUGCACUAAACGUGGAAUUUCUUCUUGUGUCUGCACCGAAGAGGAAACCGGAAUUGUCAAUUUGACUGUACUCGCAAAUAUUAAUUCCACAGGCGCUCCACGGUUUAAAGAUGUUGUAUCUGCCUCCACAACGUACUACUACAAUCCUUGUUUUUCCUUUACCGAGUUGGCUACACAAGGGAAAGAAGUUUGUACUCCAAACUAUGACGUUGCCGUUUGCCAGAUACAAGAUAAGGUCGCAUAUCUUGCAGGAACGGAGAGCUCCGCUGUAUUUUCUGGUAGUGCAAAGACUGGAGAUCUGAACAUUACCUACUCUACAAGAACAAGCGGCACAACGCGGAUAUCAGUAGUUCAUUUGAUGUGUGACAAAGACCUAUCCUUGAGCCAGUCAACGUUUAGAUAUGUGAAUCAAAAUCUAGCGUCUGCUACCACCACCUACUAUUUUGUUCUCAAAAGCCGCUGUUGCUGUCCUAAUCUCUGUCAAUAUGCGCCGUCAUCGAGUAGUGGUGGUGGACUGAGUAUCGGGUCCAUCCUUCUGAUCGUUUUCUUCUCUCUCAUAUUCGUCUACAUCAUCGGUGGGAGUAAUGCGUGAACCUCCGUCAAGCUUCGCUUCAAAUGAAAGCUACGAAGCAAUCAAUACUCAUUUGGGAGUAGUUUCUCAGUACCUGUAGGAGAGUUGAAUUUUCUAGUUACUGUAGAGUUGUACUAUUUCUACCCAAAGUCGAUUUUCCUCACUCGUAACUUGUUACUGCACUCUAGCUACUCUAGAAGAUUUGGUCAGACUUCUAAUAUGAACAUAUCAUUCG